This is a messenger RNA of Perca fluviatilis (European perch), 2841 nucleotides long. It is a transcript of the gene cd4-2.2, whose product is annotated as CD4-2 molecule, tandem duplicate 2. The transcript is spliced from 17 exons. Gene Ontology annotation, biological process: T cell activation; positive regulation of ERK1 and ERK2 cascade; interleukin-15-mediated signaling pathway. The record is from RefSeq and is a predicted model, not a curated record. Gene Ontology annotation, molecular function: protein tyrosine kinase binding; MHC class II protein binding. The coding region runs from base 269 to 2356 and encodes 695 amino acids. NCBI's taxonomy places the organism in Eukaryota, Metazoa, Chordata, Actinopteri, Perciformes, Percidae. Gene Ontology annotation, cellular component: membrane raft; external side of plasma membrane.
AGUAUUCAAUAUAAGUAAUGUCUGUUUUUCACUGCGUACAGAAUCCCAGGCCUAGUUUGCGAGAAAGCGCAGGCAUGAAGAGCAAACCCACAAACUGCAGGGGUUUGCACCGGCCUACAACUUGGUACACGUUUCUUUUCAGAUCUCUUCCGCAUUCUACAGGUUUGCAUCCUUGUGCUCUUGUUUUCGAUGCGGUGAAGCACAAAGAGGAUGAGGAAAGAUUUUGACUUUCAAUAACUUUUUCAAAAUUUAAGAUCCAACAUUCAAAAUGAAGACAAUCGUGUGGUUUGGUUUUGUGCUGGGUGCACUCUCUGUUGGAGGCGACGUGAUCCUCACAAAACCAGGGCAGAGUGCCACCUUCAAGUGUGGGGUCGAGACAAACACUCACAGCCUGGCGUGGAAUUAUGGAAAUGACCUGAUUAUUAGUUUUGAGGGGAGGGGCUUCCCUCGCAAAGGUGCUAAAUUUAGAGACAGGUCGAGGUUAAGGGUUACCAGUCUGGAGAUCUCUGGAGUGAGGGAAGACGAUGCCGGAGAGUUCAUUUGUAUGGCAGAUGGGAGAAGAUAUGAACACACACUUCUUGUGGUCUCAGUCUGGGUCAGCCCUUCUAGUGAGCUCCAGCUGGGCAGUGAGGCUACGCUCCAGUGUCGGGUUAAAGGUCUGAACCCCCCGGACUCUCCAGUGAAGUGGAACAGGCCAGAUGGAAGUUCACACUCAGAGUCACAGACUGUUCAACUCAAAUCUGUAGACCACUCUGAUGCAGGGAACUGGAAUUGUACGUUCUCCCAUGCCGGGAAGAAAUACAGUGAGAGCCUAGAAAUCAAAGUUCAAGCGCCUGUUCCUGAAACAGCUGCACCAUCCCCUUCACCAAGCUCAAAGGACGUCAUGCUGGGUGCACUCUCUGUUGGAGGCGACGUGAUCCUCACAAAACUAGGGCAGAGUGCCACCUUCAAGUGUGGGGUCGAGACAAACACUCACAGCCUGGCGUGGAAUUAUGGAAAUGACCUGAUUAUUAGUGUUGAUAGGAGUGGCUUCCCUCGCAAAGGUGCUAAAUUUAGAGACAGGUCGAGGUUAAGGGUUACCAGUCUGGAGAUCUCUGGAGUGAGGGAAGACGAUGCCGGAGAGUUCAUUUGUACGGCAGAUGGGAGAAGAUAUGAACACACACUUCUUGUGGUCUCAGUCUGGGUCAGCCCUUCUAGUGAGCUCCAGCUGGGCAGUGAGGCUACGCUCCAGUGUCGGGUUAAAGGUCUGAACCCCCCGGACUCUCCAGUGAAGUGGAACAGGCCAGAUGGAAGUUCACACUCAGAGUCACAGACUGUUCAACUCAAAUCUGUAGCCCGCUCUGAUGCAGGGAACUGGAAUUGUACGUUCUCCCAUGACGGGAAGAAAUACAGUGAGAGCCUAGAAAUCAAAGUUCAAGCGCCUGUUCCUGAAACAGCUGCACCAUCCCCUUCACCAAGCUCAAAGAACGUCAUGCUGGGUGCACUCUCUGUUGGAGGCGACGUGAUCCUCACAAAACCAGGGCAGAGUGCCACCUUCAAGUGUGGGGUCGAGACAAACACUCACAGCCUGGCGUGGAAUUAUGGAAAUGACCUGAUUAUUAGUGUUGAUGGGAGGGGCUUCCCUCGCAGAGGUGCUAAAUUUAGAGACAGGUCGAGGUUAAGGGUUACCAGUCUGGAGAUCUCUGGAGUGAGGGAAGACGAUGCCGGAGAGUUCAUUUGUACGGCAGAUGGGAGAAAAUAUGAACACGCACUUCUUGUGGUCUCAGUCUCAGUCAGCCCUUCUAGUGAGCUCCAGCUGGGCAGUGAGGCUACGCUCCAGUGUCGGGUUAAAGGUCUGAACCCCCCGGACUCUCCAGUGAAGUGGAACAGGCCAGGUGGAAGUUCACACUCAGAGUCACAGACUGUUCAACUCAAAUCUGUAGACCACUCUGAUGCAGGGAACUGGAAUUGUACGUUCUCCCAUGACGGGAAGACAUACAGUGAGAGCCUAGAAAUCAAAGUUCAAGCGCCUGUUCCUGAAACAGCUGCACCAUCCCCUUCACCAAGCUCAAAGAACGUCAGCGUUAAUCAACAUUCAGGCACUGAUGCUGUGCUGCUGGGGCUCAGCUGGUGGGUGUGGGUUGCAAUUGGAGUAGGCGGCCUGGUCGUGGUUCUCCUGAUGGUCUUUGUCAUUGUCUUGUGCAAGAAGAUCAAAAGAAGGAAGAGAAAAUUUCUAAAUAAGAAGAAUGGCCGACAGCCACUAAAACCCAAGACGUACUGCCAGUGUGACCGCCCAGCAGCUGCAGCAAAACCGCAGCAAGGACGCAGGAAAGCGAAGCCAUCAGCCCUCCCUUUGCAACCCCUGCUAAUGGCGUGAGAUGAAAGACUGAUCCAAGAAAGGAAAAAUAGACAGAAAAAAAAGAAGAGAGAGAGAGGAAGGGAAAGAGGAAUAGAUCAAGAUAAAGAGAGCGAGUUAAAGAGAACCCCAGUGUGAAUAUGGAAUGAAUGUAAAUGGGCUUUUGAAUGCUUGAGAUGAAAUUUCCACCAAAUAUAACCAGUGUACUGAAUGCAAAUAGGCUCCUCCAAUGCAAGAGAAAACAGCAACAGUCUGUACUUUUUUUGACAUUUAUGCAGCAUAUUAACAUGUUAAGAAUAUCCUUGAAUACUGUAUUGUCAACCUCUAAUGUGCUUUCCAUUGUACAUUUCAUCCAGCUGAUUUUGAUGUUUUCUUUCUUGUGUUUCUGUGUAUUUGACAGAUGUCUAUGUAGACGUUGUCUUUAUUUCUGUAGGCUGUGCAUAAAAAGACGAUAGUACUGUAUUGAAGUUUUGUCUUUUUUUCCAAUAAACUAUAAGGAUACCCAA